Ochlerotatus camptorhynchus is the source of this 2167-nucleotide messenger RNA. Its product is annotated as phenoloxidase 8-like. Lineage: Eukaryota; Metazoa; Arthropoda; Insecta; Diptera; Culicidae. The record is from RefSeq and is a predicted model, not a curated record. The transcript is spliced from 4 exons. Gene Ontology annotation, molecular function: oxidoreductase activity. Bases 47 to 2116 code for a protein of 689 amino acids.
CAAACAGUUCAUCUAUCAAGUGUUCGAGAAUUUCAGUGCUAGAAUCAUGACCGAGGCAAACAACUUACUCGCUCUUCUCCAACGUCCUCUGGAGCCCACCUUCCUGCCGAAGAACGACGGUAAGACGGUCAUCGAUGUUCCGGAUGACUUCCUAACCGAUCGUUACCGUCCGAUUGGAGCGGAGCUUCAAUCUCGCUUUUCUGGAGAUGCCGAGCAACGGAUUCCUGUACGCACUUCAGCCCCACCGGACCUGUCCUUUGCCGCUAGCAUCGAUCGGCGUGGAGGGUUUUCUCUGUUCGUUGAAAAACAUCGAGAAGCAGCUGCGGCUUUGAUUACUCUGUUCAUCGCUCAGCCAGAUAUUCCUACACUGAUGAGCGUGGCGACCUACAGCCGAGAUCGACUGAACCCGGUUUUAUUCCAGUACGCCCUAGCCGUUGCCAUUCAACACCGCCCUGACACCAAAAAUGUCAAUAUUCCUUCGAUCGUUUCUCUGUUUCCGGAUCAAUUUGUUGAUCCAGCUGUAUUCCCGAAGCUGCGUGAGGAAGGCUCAGUCGUUCAACAGGCCAGUCGGAUGGUGAUUGACAUCCCCCCGAAUUACACUGCUUCCGACCGUGAAGAGGAACAACGUCUUGCCUACUUCCGCGAGGACAUCGGUGUCAACAUGCAUCACUGGCAUUGGCAUUUGGUGUACCCUGGCGAUGGUCCCGAUGCGGUUGUCCGCAAAGAUCGUCGAGGCGAACUGUUCUACUAUAUGCACAGUCAACUGAUUGCCCGCUACAACAAUGAAAGGUUCUGCAAUCGGUUAGCAAGAGUUAGAGCAUUGUCUAAUCUUCGGGAACCAAUCCCAGAAGCAUACUUCCCUAAGAUGAUCCGCAGUUCAAAUGCUCGAUCUUACCCGGGUAGACACGCCAACAUCGCCCUACAGGACGUUAAUCGUGUAGAUAACAGCACCAUCGUGCAGGUUAACGAUCUUGAGCGGUGGCGUGAUCGCAUUCUGGAGGCUAUUGAUCAAGGAUUUGUUCUGGACACCAAUGGAACCCGCAUUCCACUUGAUGAAACACGUGGCAUUGAUAUCUUGGGAGACAUUCUUGAGUCAUCGAGCUUGACUCCAAAUCGACGUCUAUACGGUAGUCUCCACAACAUGGGACAUAACGUCAUUGCGUACAUCCAUGACCCUGACUAUCGCUACCUGGAAGAUUACGGUGUCAUGGGAGACGUGACGACGGCUAUGCGUGACCCAAUUUUCUACCGCUGGCAUGGAAUGAUCGAUCAGGUUUUCCGUCGUUUCAAAGACCAACUGACUCCGUACACCUCGUCGCAAUUGUCAUUCCCCGGCGUAACAGUCAGCUCUGUAGGAGUACAGUUGACCCGUGCCAACACUCCACCGAACACGCUUCUGAGCUACUGGCAACGAUCGCAGGUGGAUCUGGCAUCCGGCCUGGACUUCGGACCCGAGGGUAACGUAUUUGCUUCGUUCACCCAUCUUCAACAUGCACCGUUUAUGUUCCGUGUCCAAGUGAACAAUGAUACCGGAGCCGUUCGGAAGGGAACCCUGCGUAUUUGGUUGGCACCGAAGGUAGAUGAGCGUGGAACACCGCUGUCAUUCAAGGAGCAACGGUUGUACUUUAUCGAAAUGGAUACCUCGACUGUGACGUUGAACCCCGGUGCCAAUACGAUCGUCCGCCGUUCGGAUCAAUCCAGCGUGACGAUCCCGUACGAGCGAACGUUCCGUGCCGUUGGAACGAGCUCCACGCCCACCAACGCCAACGCACUGGCUCAGUUCCGAUUCUGCGGUUGCGGAUGGCCACAGCACAUGCUCAUACCGAAGGGAGCCACUGGUGAUGGCGUCCAGUUCGACAUCUUUGCCAUGGUUUCGGACUAUACCAUCGAUGCGGUCAACCAAACCCAGGAUCCCGCUGCCCCAUGUGACGACGCUCACUCGUUCUGCGGUUUGCGCGAUAAGCUCUAUCCGGAUACUCGAGCCAUGGGCUACCCCUUCGAUCGGAGCACCGAGGCAACCGUGGAAACUUUGCAGGACUUUGUCAGCCCCAAUGCGAACAUGGGGACUGGAACCAUCCGGGUUAGAUUCAGCAAUACCGUCAUCGCACGCACUUGAAUUCUUUUCUAGUAAAUGAAAAAGCCAUAAAGGUUUGUAAGCUCAAAAUCA